GCACCAAUUCGACCGGUAAACGCGUAAUUUGUCAUUAAUAUUUUCUCAACACAAAAAUAUGUGCAGUUUUUUAUUGUAAAUAUUUUUCAAACAUGGAGCGUAAAUCGGAAAGUGAUAAAGAACUGAUUUUAACGAAAAGUGAAUUGAAGAGUUCAGACUUUGCAAGUUUGAAAACAAUUAUUUUAAGACACGCCAAUUUUGAACAAAUGGACAUUGAUAUGAACGAAGAUAUUCUUAUGGGAGCAACUUAUUUGGAUUUGUCGUAUAACGAGAAAAUUGUUUCCAUAAACCUUUCCGGAACACAACUCAUUACCUUGUACCUCAGGAACUGCUCGAGUUUGCGUGAUAUUAGAUGUAAAUUUGGUACUUGCGCUCUACAGAACCUAGACAUUGCUGGCUGUUCAAUCGACUUUGAGGAACAUUUUUUCAAAUAUGACUUCCCAAGGCUUGCAAACCUAACACUAAGUUGGCAGCCGAAUAUUAAAUGGCGAAAUUUAUUUGAUAAAUUAAAGACUCUGCAAAGACUAACUAUAGAAAAUAUUUGCUGUCGAAAUGCUCCUAUUUCAUCUGCACCUGACUGCAAUAAUGGCUGUAAAGCACUUUUGAAGGCGCUCUCUGAGCACAAAAGCGUCAAAGCUAUUACGUUUGGUGGCCUACCUAAUGAGGAUGACAUCGCUCAUUUGAGCACGUUGACUGGCAGAGAACUGGGUUUUCAUAUUAGAAACGGCGCUGCUAACUGUUUGGCCAGAUUGUGUAACCUUAAGAAUUUACACACGAUCUAUCUGGAGCAUGCCACUAAUGUCACCGAUGCAGACUUGCUGAAGUUGAUAGUAACUUGUCCAAAUUUGGCCAAAAUCACGUUGGACUAUUGUGAUGGUGUGACAGAAAAUUUCAUAUUCCAAGUAGCUGAGUUUUUGCGUGAACGCGAUAAAGAUCGCCCACUGAAAGCGCGUUUGAAUCUUGAAAUGUGCGGCUGCGCUGGCAUCAGUGAAGACAUACAGGAGCAUCCUCUAUAUGCAAAAGCUGAGUCCGCCAUGAGCCUAAUUUUAUUCUUCAAAUGUAAACAUGCAACAACCAGCUACCGAAACGACCUCAUCAUUCCUUAUCCACCACCCAACAUACAACUUAGCAUUUAUAUGCUUUUCGAGAUCUAUAGGAAGCUCAGAUGCCAGCCAUCAGCGCGCGCAUUCGCAGCUGUUUGUGAAGAUUUUGAAAAUGCGGCCAUCGAAGAGGAGCGUCAUUUAAAAAUAGUUGCGUGUUGCAAGGCGAAAAUUGUAUGCAAUGACAUAUAUAACGCCUACCUAGAGAUCACAUCUGAAAAUAAGGAUUUUUUCAAAAAUCGUCCCUGUACGAAUGCCAGGAAAAUGGAACUCAGUUGUUGUAAAGUUAUAUUUGAGUCCAUAUUUGAUGACUUUCCUAAACUAGAGCAACUGAAAUUAGUCAAUUGCUAUAUUAAAAUGGAUAAAUUCCCGAGAAGCAAGAAGUACAACAGCGUAAGAGAUUUGGAAAUUUGGCACGGGAAUCCGGUAAGCUUGUGGCGCAGAAUAGCGAUGCUCUUUCCUAAUACCACAAAAGUGAUUAUGUUUAACAAAUUGAAUAUUUUGGAGAAGAGUUUGCCGAUAUUUCCGCUAAGAAAUGUAUUCGAAAAUGUCACGAGCGUAAUUGCCUGUGGAGUUGUUUUGAAUGAUGAGGACAUCAAAUUUUUAAAGCAUCUACCAAAUUUGAAAACUUUCGAUAUUUUCAGAAACUCCGAGGUUACAGGCAAAUACAUUUCAGAGUUCCUCAGAGUGGAGCAGCUAUCCCUACAUCACUGCGAAAAUUUGAAUGAAUUUUACUUAGCUGACAUCUUGAGUUCGCUGGCCUUAAAGGCACUGGAUAUCAGAGGCAGUUCAUUGUCAUUGUUGUCGACACAUCUUAUGAAUGAAAUGUGGCUGCGUUGUGUAACUCUCACUAAACUCAAAAUGGACUGGCUGAAUGGGAAGACAAUAAAUAUACUGGAAAUUAUUCACACGUUAGCGGACAUUGAAAUGCGAAGCUAUUCCCGAGUGUUUUUUGAACAUCAACAACUCUCACAAAUGGAAAUUACGCGCUUCUUUCGUAUACUCCGUGAGCGCAGAGGCCUCAAAAGACUUACACUUGAGGCUGAGUUUUUGAGUAGGAAUCGUGAAUAUUUGGAGCUCUUGACACACUUGACCCAUCUGAGCAUCAUUGCCUACCAAGACGAUGAUAUACGCAUAACUCCCGAUUUUUAUAAAUCUAUUGGAAAACUAAUUAACUUGGAAUAUCUAUACUUGGCAAACUUUUCCUACUGCUAUGAUGGCGUGAUUCAUAUUGUGGGCGAAUGCAGAAAAAUCAAGGUGGUGCGAUUGAAGGACUGUGUGGGCUUCUCGGAUUUUGUGGCCUACGAUAUCGUUGAAGUGUUGAAGCGAAAACGUGCUAGGCAUCAGUUGCCAUUGAGCUUAUAUUUGAUUGAUUCUAGAGAAGAAUCAACAGAGCAUGCAUGCAGUGAGGACAGUUCCAGUAGCGCCAGUGAUGCAGUGCAACGGUUUGCAGACAUACAAGACUUUAUAGAAGUUAUUUUUGUGGAGGAACAACUAAUUGGACCAGAAAAAUUAAGCCCAAGCGAAAUUCUAACUGAGUUAUGAAAUACGUGGCAAAAGAGAAAUAUUCGUAAAAUAAAUACGUGCUAGAA
This is a messenger RNA of Anastrepha obliqua, 2692 nucleotides long. RefSeq lists its product as uncharacterized. Gene Ontology annotation, biological process: SCF-dependent proteasomal ubiquitin-dependent protein catabolic process. The transcript is spliced from 7 exons. Lineage: Eukaryota; Metazoa; Arthropoda; Insecta; Diptera; Tephritidae. The record is from RefSeq and is a predicted model, not a curated record. Bases 93 to 2645 code for a protein of 850 amino acids. Gene Ontology annotation, cellular component: SCF ubiquitin ligase complex.